This is a messenger RNA of Oncorhynchus gorbuscha (pink salmon), 4216 nucleotides long. Its product is annotated as C-Jun-amino-terminal kinase-interacting protein 1-like. Gene Ontology annotation, molecular function: protein binding. Gene Ontology annotation, cellular component: cytoplasm. The record is from RefSeq and is a predicted model, not a curated record. The transcript has 14 exons. Bases 391 to 2784 code for a protein of 797 amino acids. Gene Ontology annotation, biological process: regulation of JNK cascade. Lineage: Eukaryota; Metazoa; Chordata; Actinopteri; Salmoniformes; Salmonidae.
GAGAAGAUGAGAAUAACCCAAGCAUGAUCGAUCUGGUCCAUGAAUAAUUGAAGAGGGAUGUGUUUUGGAGAGUUCUGUUCUCAGCCCAGCCAAGCCCAGCUCUCCUACAAUGAUUUCUCUUUCUACUCCUGCUUGUGACACAGGGCAGCAGAUUCCUGCAGUGCACCUCUCGCAUAGUAAAUCUGAUGUACAUCCGGGACAGUGUAAACACUGAUGACUCGAAAAAGGCUCUCAGUGGGAGAGGGGUAGAGAGGAGUCGGUUAUCUAAUAGAACUUUGCGCUGGCUGCUCCUGCCGCUGCUAACGACGAAACUCCUAUAUUCCAUUUCUGGGCUCAGGAACAUUUAGCGCGACAGGAGGAAGGAAUAACCAGAGGAGGGCUUUGAAUCAUAUGCCUAACCUAUCGACCCAGCUGAGCACACCUCCUCUCCUCUGUGAAUGCACUCACUUGCAGCAUGGACUCCGCAGGGGAAAGAGAGGAAGGGUGGAUGGAAGACCAGUGGGAGAAAUGGGACUAAACAGGGCAAUUGAUGCUUUGGCAGGACAAAUCCCUCUUUCCCGAUUGGUGUGGAGGUUGACCCAUGACAUCAGCCUGAAUGAGUUUGAAGAUGACGACUUGUCUGAGAUCACUGAGAUCACAGAUGAGUGUGGGAUGAGUCUCAACUACAUGGGCCUAGAGAUUAAGGGCUGUGUGAGGCAGGGGACCAAUAGUGGGGUGGGGAAGGAGGAGCUGGGUGCUGUCGGCCAGCUCCAGGCCGAGAUGCUCCAUUUGGAUCUGAUCGACGGGGCCGAUGGUUACCGCGAUGACAAGGAGUCAUCUAAGCCAUAUUCCACAGCACCCCUGCCAGUAACCGAGGACCCCCCUCUAGUAACCAUGAAUAUAUACCGGCCAAAGAGACCCACGACCCUUAACCUUUUCCCCAUGGUGCCACGCACUCAGGACACAUUAAACAACAACUCAUUUGGUAAGAAGUACAGCUGGCAGGAGAAGGUCUCGCUCUCAUCCUCCCCCCUCAAAACAGGCGGGCUGAUCUCUCCCCAUGAGCACAGCUGUCUAAGCGACGAGGACAAGCUGCAGCACGGAGGUGGGACGCAGACCAAGGACCGCGGCACAUCCACUGACACUCCCUGCAGAUACAAACACACUUCUGGACACACCGAGAGCUCCACAGCGGGGACACGCUCCAAACUGCCGGAGAAGCACCCAGCACCCCCGCCUCCCCAAAACUACACACUCGCACCUCUGGGCCCCCCAGGGACACACAGAGAGAAGAUCCGCUAUCACACAGAUGUACGCCUAGAACCCACCGAGGAGAUCUAUCUGACUCCCGUGCACCGUUCUGAGCAGGACCACCCAUUCCUGUCCCAGCAGCCAGAGCACGGACGCAUGUCAAUCAGCUCUGACAACGAGGGCCCGCCCCCUUACCAGCCUCUGCCCGACCGGACCAACCCUUCCAUUUGUGAGGAGGACGAGGUUUACAUGCCCCCUCCCUCCUACACCUCCUGUGUGGAGGCUCUCUUCACCCCUCCCUCUACCGCCCCCCCCAUGGAACCCCCAGGCUUAGCCCUGAACCUCGGCCUGAGGGAAGGAGGAGCAGGGGCGAUGGUGAGGGCAGGGGCAGGGGUGGAGUAUGUAGAUGCCCAAGAUGAAACAUUUGGGGUAGAGGGUGAGGAUGAGAGGGUAAGGGUUGUGGGAGGCAGGCAGUAUUUGGGACGUGGUGGCUGUGGUGCCCCCACGAGUACUUUGAUGAGCUCGGAAGCGAGUGGUCUGUCUUACGACUCUGUGAAGUACACACUCGUUGUGGACGAGCAUGCGCAGCUCGAACUGGUAAGUCUGAGGCAGUGUUACCAAUGUUACAGCGACGACAGCAACUCUGCGACCGUCUACGACAACUGCAUUUCGUCUCCGUAUGAGUCGGCCAUAGGGGAGAAGGAGGAGGAGAGAAUGAGAGUGGGAAGGGUGAGGAGAGAAGCCCCCGCCUGUCUGUCAGAGGACUCCACCCCUGAGGCGAACUUGCACUUCUCUAAGAAGUUCCUCAACAUCUUCAUGAACGGACGGUCACGAUCAUCUAGUGCAGAGCCGUUUGGCUUGUUCUCCUGCCUCAUAAAUGGGGAAGAGAGGGAACAGAGUCACAGAGCCGUCUACAGGUUUGUCCCUCGCCAUGAUGAUGAGCUGGAGUUGGAGGUUGAUGACCCUGUACUGGUGGAGGUACAAGCAGAGGAUUACUGGUACGAAGGCUAUAACAUGCGUACAGGCACCUGCGGCAUCUUCCCUGCUUACUACGCCAUAGAGGUCGCCAAGGAGCCAGAGAGCUUCAAAGUGAAUAGCAGUGACUGGGUAGACAGGUACCACAUGAAAUUCCUGGGCUCGGUCCAAGUACCCUACCACAAAGGCAACGAUGUUCUGUGUGCAGCUAUGCAGAAGAUUGCCACCAAUAGGAGGAUGACAGUGCAGUAUAACCCACCUUCAUCUUGUACCCUUGAGAUCAACGUGAAAGGCGUGAAGCUCCUAGUCCAGGAUGACUACUAUGCCUCUGACAAAAGUAACCAGUGCAGCCACUUCUUCCAGUUGAAGAAUGUUUCCUUCUGUGGAUAUCACCCUAAGAACAGCAAGUACUUUGGCUUCAUCACAAAACACCCAGCUGACCAGAGAUUUGCCUGUCAUGUGUUUGUGUCUGAAGAUUCUACUAAACCCCUGGCAGAGUCUGUUGGGAAAGCCUUCCAGUUGUACUAUAAGGAAUUUGUAGAUUGCUCCUGUCCGACAGAGGAUAUUUACCUGGAAUAGUACCAACCCCGCCUUCCACCACAACCCUGUACAUUACAGUGUAUCAUAACAUAAUGUUGCAUGACAGAGAAAACAAUUCUAACAAAUGUUAACUAAUACAUUUGACAAAAAGAUGAAGGAGAGAGAGAAAGAAGGAGAGGUACUGGUGUCUAAUGUUUGUCCAAAGAUUUUAAACAGUAUGAAGAUUGAAGAUGUAAUUGAUCGAAACAUAGUGGAGAUAUUGAAGAGGGGGUCCCAAAAUAUGUAAAAUGGAGUCACUGAUGAGGAAAUUAAUGUGCCACUCAAGCACAAUGCUCAGAUCAUAGUGACCAUGGGCCUCAUUUAUAAACGUUGCGUAGACACAAAAUAACGUUGCGUAGACACAAAAUAAGGCGUACAUCACUUUCUAACCAAACUUUGGGAUUUCUAAAAAACAAACUUGAUGGGAGAAUGUGCAGUUCUCCAUGGACACUUUGACACAUACGUAUGCACAUAAACUGGAGAAAUGAGAAAAUGUGACUCCGAUGGCAGAAGGAUGAAACUCGAGAAAUGCUUUAAAAUUGAUACCAUUGUGUAAAAUAAAUUUAAAUCUGGAAAAAAAAACAUGAUUUAGGAUAAUAAAUACAAAUAGAGAUAUCUGUUUUUGCAAAAUAACCCCUCAAAUAUGUUGUACAGUUUAAUCGGGAAUCAUAUUUAAUUGGAUCUGUAAUUAUUAAACAAUACUUGCAUGUUAUGAAAUGUAUUCUCAUAAAUAAUAAGGUGAACAGUAGGACAAAUUACGUUUAAACUGAUGCCGUUUUCAAUGCCUCAGUCUGGUAGAUACCAGUGCACAGUUUCAUAUGUUCGUUACACAGAACUGUCAAUGUGAUAAUGGCCCUGUCAUUGUCAGUUACAAUCAGGGUAAUUACCACACCUGAAGGUGUUACACCAUUGGGUGGCUUUGACAAUCAAAUGGGUGGGUAUAAAAAGGCAUGCAAUUACAAUGCUUAAUGACUCACAUUGGCUGCUUUGGCACUGUUGGAAGAUUUGGCGAAUGGAAGAAUUCGGAGAGAGUGAAUUUUCAGAGACCAGACAGAUUUACUCGAAAAUGAUGAAGAGGGGCUUAUUAGCCGGUUCCGAUUACCGAGAGCUGUUCUCUUGGAACUCUGUGCUGUAGUAGGCCCAGCUUUACAGAGAAGCACCUGCAGAAACCAAGCCGUGCCUGUCCCACAUCAACUCCUUGACAACAUCGUUAAUAGUGUUGAUGGUGUCUCUUCGCAUUUGCAGGACUGCAUCUGUGAGGAAAUGGCCACUGGAGGGUUGUGAUGCAUGAGGUACAGUGGAGACGCUGAGGCUGGGCGCACUCAGCUCCUGCUCAGCUGUAGCUCCACCGACCCCACAGGGACAAACGGCGACUAAAAACAAUCAAAUGUCACAAUUGUUUGUGUAAAUAAAUAAAGUAUUUGGUCAAUAA